AUCCUCAGAGAACAGUCAGGCAUGGGCGACGCGCACUCGGGGGCGCGCACACAUAGCCGGUGACUCUCCUCCUCAUAAAAAAGCAGGAGAGAGUCCGGAUGCUCGGUACAUCCCGGGCUGCACGGAGAGCGGACUACAGAGGUGGUGCUGCUGCUGCUGCGCCGUGUUUCUGUCCUGUUCUCCUGAAGCCAUAUGACUGAGCUGCUUCCCAAACCAGAAACGACAUCAAACAAAACAAAUACAACCACAAACAAACGUAAGGUGGCGUUUUGCUGUACAGACAAUGGCACUUUCCUGGACUCUGAUCCUGGCGUUCCUGUUUGCCACCCUGGCGCUGUCAUACUGCACUGAGCCCGGAGUGCCUCAUGGCAAGAGGAGACAAGCACAGACCUCAGCAGGUAGCAGCAAUGCCCUACAGCACCCUCUGCAAGGUCUGCAGGGGCAUGGCUAUAGGGACCGUGGAGGACAUGGGAGCCAGGGGACCAAAGGUGGAGCUGGCCUGCUCUCCCACAGGUCCCUGCAUCCCCUGGCUCGGCCUGAGGACGAUGGGACAGGCCUGGAAGGUCUGAGCCCAGUGAGGCUGGAGAUGGGCCCGGGCAAGGACCGAGACAGAGUUCGAAUGAGUAUGAAGAGUCCGCCCCAGACCCGAGAAAAUCACCUUCUGGGGACUCGCAAGGGGAGGGGACACGGACACGGGACUGCUCAUGCGCAUGAACAACACCUUGAACACAGGAGACUAGGGAGUCGACGUGACAAGGGGCGACAUGGAAAAGAGUUUCCUCCAGAGCCUGAGCUGAGCUCUGCAUUUAAGGACAGAGAUCCCCCCUCCUCCUCCUCGACUACCUCCCCCUCCCGCAGUAGGGUGAUGAACGAACAUCCCCCAACGCUGCCCCCACCCUCCACCAAACCCCAGAGGUCUGGCCAUGGAAAAGGACAAGGAGAGGUGAUGCCAACCCUGGACAUGGCACUCUUUGACUGGACAGACUAUGAGGACAUGAAGCCUGUGGAUACCUGGCCGUCUUCCAGGAAGAAAGACAAGAGGCGCAGUAAGAACCUCAGCAGUGGGAAUGUGACUGUAGAAGCCGAUGCCAUCGAGCCGUGCGACCACCACCUGGACUGUCUGCCGGGUUCUUGUUGUGACCUGAGACAACACGAGUGUAAACCUCACAACAGAGGCCUCAACAACAAAUGCUACGACGACUGCAUGUGUGAGGAAGGGUUUCGUUGUUACGCUAAAUUCCACCGGAAGCGGCGCGUGACCAGGAGGAGGGGCCGCUGUGUAGUGCCAGAGUCAGUGAGCAGUGACCAAGGAGGCUUCAUCAAUAUCUGAGGAAGUGGAGGAGGAAGACAUGAUAGAGGAGGAGCCGGAAAGCAUGACCCCAUGACCACGCUGACAAGACAUCACACGGCGCUACUAACGGACCAAGUGCUUAAAAGUGACGGCCUGCUGGUUUUUCAAAUCGACUCCACAGUGUAAAGUGUCCAGAUGCCAGCAUCCUGUCAAUAAAAACAAAACAAUAGGUGAUUAAUCUGGAAAUACUCUUUUUUUUCAGCAAGUUGCACUGUUGGAUGAGCUGCAAAUCAUCACCUUUAAGCACUUACUGUAUAUGAUUCAGUUUAAAUUCAAACAUCCCCCUUAAUUUGGGUUUGUUUGUUCCAACACCACUACAGAAACAUUAUGAUUAAAUAAAGCCUGAGAAGUGGUUUUCCAAAACUCACUCAGUCCAGAAUGACAGAUUUUUAAGAACAUUAAUUUUUUAUCUUUUUUGAUUUGUUAGAAAAGAUUUGUUGGCUUGGUGACAUGUCACUGAGUGCAGUCUAUAAACAUCUCAGAGGUUAAAUGUUAACACUCACCCCAACUCUGACUACUGUUUGUUUGGAACAGUUUUGAUUUCUGAGGUUUGGUGAGUUUUGGAAACCCCUUCUUUGAGUCUCCCUCACUAUUUCUCAUGCAUUUGAUUGCCUGUCUCCUGCUGACCAGAGUCAAACAAUGUUUACAUAUCAUUCUUUAGCGCUGGUUAUUAUCUUUGAGUCACACAAAGGCUUGUACUGCUUCAGGAGCUUUCAGAUAAUCAAAUAGGUUGCCAGUCACAGAAAUUACACAAGAAGGACCUUGAAUUAGUGUCAGUGUGUGAACUCUCUGCUACAACUCACCCCUGAUGAUUCUGGCUCCCCAGACAAAUCCUAAAAAUGACUUGUAAAUGCUGUUUGAAUCUGCCGGCUGCUGUACUGUCAGUAUGAAUGUGUUCAAACACUCCAAAUGUACGUAACAGUAGGAUGAUAAAUGAAGAUGCUUGUUUCACCCUCCUUUUACAUUUUUAAUAUGUUUUAUUUAUUCUGUUCUUAAGCACAUGUUUGUCUGUAUAUGGUGUUUUUCUGCCUUUUUUUGUUUUCAUGAUUAAACACCAGGAGAAACAUUUGGUGGUGUGCAAGCAUUUUACACUUUAUUACUGUUAUUUGACCUUUUUAAUAUGGCGAGACCAAUAUUGAGACCUUAGAAUAGUCACAUAUGUUACUGUGUAGAAUCA
This is a messenger RNA of Monopterus albus (swamp eel), 2528 nucleotides long. RefSeq names its product dorsal inhibitory axon guidance protein a (gene draxina). Gene Ontology annotation, cellular component: extracellular region. Gene Ontology annotation, biological process: Wnt signaling pathway; axon guidance. The record is from RefSeq and is a predicted model, not a curated record. NCBI's taxonomy places the organism in Eukaryota, Metazoa, Chordata, Actinopteri, Synbranchiformes, Synbranchidae.